AUACUUAGAUAGCGACCAAACUGGCACAAGUUUUGCCAACAAAGCUCCGGUGACCGAUGGAGAAAGGAACACCUUCAGAUGUUUAGCAGUUGAUGAGCUACGGAAUCAUUGUUCAUCUUUUUAUUCUUGAAACGUAACUGAAUAGCGGCAAUUAUUAGUCAUGCAAUACCAGCACCCUGUGUCUUCAGCCAUGAGUGUUCCUCUUUAUGCACCGACCCCACUUCAGCCCGUCCAUCCAACUCCCUUCUACAUUGAAGAUAUCCUGGGCAGAAAUGUGACUCCAACGUCUUCUGCAGUCGUCCCGACUCCAACUCUACCGUCCCCAAAUUCGUCCUUCACGAGUUUGGUACCCCAUUACAGAACUCCCAUCUAUGAGCCAACGCCGAUUCACCCAGCCUUCUCGCACCACGCAGCACUGACUUACGGCUCCGGAGCUUUUGGCAAUUCAAUGUACCCAUUUCAUCGCGCAGUCGGAGAAUACGCGCAUGCACUGAUCAGGCACGAUCCUCUUGGUAAACCACUUUUAUGGACCCCGUUUAUUCAAAGACCCCUGCACAAAAGGAAGGGUGGCCAAGUAAGAUUCUCCAACGACCAGACCGUUGAACUGGAAAAGAAGUUUGAGACGCAGAAAUACCUCUCACCACCUGAACGGAAAAGAUUGGCUAAGAUGUUACAACUAAGCGAAAGACAGGUGAAGACUUGGUUCCAGAACCGUAGAGCGAAGUGGCGACGACUGAAACAGGAAAACCCACAAGGUGUAAAGAGGGAAUUGGAGGGCGAAAAUGCCGAAAUAAACUGCGAACCGAGACAGGAACUGGGUGUCAGCCCCAACGAGAGAAGCACAGAAAUUGCGAACAGCCGGUCGCAAUGUUCCUCUUCUCCUGUAUCGCAGGAAGAAAUUGAGUCAGACAUUUCGGACGAUUCGGAUCAAGAGCUGGACAUUGAAGACGAUAUCGAUGCGUCUUUAAAUGCGCAAAUAUGAGAAAGGACUGAUUCGGGUAAUGGGGAGAUUUUAUUCUCCUGAAACAUCCCCCCCAAGCUACAUAUCACUUUUUAUAAAUAAAUUGUGUUCCAAAAUAAAGUUUGUAUAUAUGUAUGUAUAUUUGGUGGAAACAAAUGUUCUUGUUAAUGUAAGUUAAGAAUAUAUCUUUGGCCUACGGUAUUUUGGGUUUUUAAACUAACCAAAAUGUAUGUAUGGGGUAGGCUGUUUCUUUGUGUUCACAGCAGUGAGUCCAGCUUGAUUAAUAUUCACUAAUUGCUGCUUUAGUGGGGAAAAUACUUUUCACGUUGUUCAAAUGGCCAUUUUAGUCUUUAUAAUUUUUGUGAAAUAAAAAAUAAUCUUUUGUGAUA
Messenger RNA from Anguilla anguilla (European eel), 1350 nucleotides. RefSeq names its product hematopoietically expressed homeobox (gene hhex). Gene Ontology annotation, biological process: regulation of transcription by RNA polymerase II; cell differentiation. Lineage: Eukaryota; Metazoa; Chordata; Actinopteri; Anguilliformes; Anguillidae. The coding region runs from base 161 to 982 and encodes 273 amino acids. The record is from RefSeq and is a predicted model, not a curated record. The transcript is spliced from 4 exons. Gene Ontology annotation, molecular function: RNA polymerase II cis-regulatory region sequence-specific DNA binding; DNA-binding transcription factor activity, RNA polymerase II-specific.